Molecule: messenger RNA, 1398 nt
Organism: Rotaria sordida
Lineage: Eukaryota; Metazoa; Rotifera; Eurotatoria; Philodinida; Philodinidae
Source: the annotation of a GenBank genome assembly
GCUAACUUGAAAGAGCUCUAUCUCCUACAAUUCUGAAAUGGGAUGUCUAAUAUUUUAAUCAGUAGUAGUGAUCACUUAGGUCUACUCAGAAAAAAAAUUUCAAGAAAUUCUGACGUGUAGUUUUUGAGAAAACCGGUUCCCAACAUGACGUUUUUUGGGACCGCCCUCCAUCCCCUUUAGACCUCUUUGUCUAGAGCUUAGAAUGCUUUGAAGAAACUUGCCAUAGUGCGUUUGAAUAAGAAUAGUAUAAACUUCAUUUUGAUUAUAAUAUAUUGGGGUCUCUAACUAAAUGUAUAAAUUUUAUAAGCAGUUCAAUUUAAGUAUAAAGUGCCAUUUUUCUCAAAUUUGCAAAUGCUUCCAAGCAAUCAGUUCUAGAGAUACGAUUCUGAAAAGUAUUUUAUAUAGACAACUUUUUAUGCUCUAUCCAAUGGCGGAAUCGAAAAUUCUAAGGAACAUCCAUGAAGAAUGUAACAGACCGAUUUCGGGGACCAUUUUCUCAUAAAAUCGACUUUUGGACCUCCUCUUCUGCUAUUAGCGCAUAACUUGAGUCAAAACUGAAUACCGUUUUCUACACAACUCGAUGAGGGCCACAAAACUAGCAUGGUUAAAUCUUGCCGGAAGAAUGUGCUGUAAAAAGUGGGCGGAGCUGCGUGGAAGUACCCUUAUUUGAUUUUCGAUUCUGUCUCUUCACUUGAAAAGUAAGAAUUUGAAAAAAGAAGUCUAGCAUGCCCUGCAUUGUGAGAUGCUCUUUUCAUCAAGAAGAAAACUAAAAAUAUAGAAUGAAGGCCAGCGGAGAAUUUUGAAUUGUCAUACAAACCCUUAUUAACCCUUAUUGACCCUUAUUGGGUGAGUAUCUUUCUAAAACGUCAUGGUAUGUGGCUGAAAAUUCCACUAUAACCUCUCCACAAUAGUCCCAACAUAUCCUAAAGGUUUCAUGCAAUUUUCUUGUUCCUAACCUAAAAUCAAUUUUGAACAAGGAUGGAAUUGUCUUAAGUGUCCGGAUACUUUUUGGUUUGACUGUAUAUUCCAUAGAUUUCAAGAAGACAGAUGAUAUAACUCACAUUAGAUUUUAAUACAGAUAUUAAAAUAAUAAUUUGAUACUGAUUAAUAUUUAUUUAUUUUUUAUAAACAGAGUAGAAAAAUGGUUGAUAUUGACGCAAGAAAUAAGAAUACUCUUGAUCAGAGGUAUAUUUGCCCUAUCUAUUCAUAUAUAUUACGGGAUCCUGUACAAUUGAGCAUAUGUGGCCAUCGACAAUGUCAAUCAUGUUUUGAGAGCCGAGCUGGGUAAGUUUCUUUAUCGAAUAAAUUCAGCAAUCUUUUGUUUUUAUUUAUAGAUCCAUACUCAAAUGUCCACAGUGCCAAAUAGAAAUACGACGAAAUCAAAUAAUGGCUGAUUGA